AGCGCGAAACCACAUCCUCUGACUUUAUUCCGCUAAGUUUAUUCAUGAAGGUCAAGUCAUGUUUUAACUUAUUUUAUUUAUCUUAAAAAAAAAAAAAAAAAAAAAAAAAUUAGCCCGACCAGAUGUUGCUUCAAGUGCACAAGCGGCAGGACCAUCGAGAGCUACAGGUCCACUUUCCACGGUACCAAAUGUUCCAGAUCUUAUUAUCCGAGCGUAUAAGCCCAAAGCGCCUGGAAAACCGAGGCGGCGCGGUGGUUCAAAUGUAGGUAAUACUUUGGUGUCAUCAAGCACUAUAGCGAGCCAAGCAAAAUCGAUACCUACUUCAGAUGGCAAUGGCUUGAGGCCAACAACCGCUAUGGCUCCAGAGGAUACUACCAUAACUACAGAACAUUGUACGGAGUCAAUGGAAGACAACAUAAAAUCAACAUGUAUAUCGAGUGGUAGCCUUUCCAAUAAUGAUGACAGUAACAAUAAUGACACGGACAAUGGCAAAAUCAAUAAUGCACCUCAGGCUCCAAAAUGCUCUAGAUAUGAGACUAACUCAUCCCAAGGCGAUAUCCAACCGCCGCAAUUGAAGCCUCCUCAAGGAAAUAUACAGAAUGAAAUAAUAUUGCGGUCGCAAGAGCCAACUUCGCCUGUGGCUGGAGCCAUAACUAUGGCAACGAUGCAUAGCCCGCCUGACACAUCAAUCGCAGAGCCAAGUGUGGAUCUACGAAUUCACCAGCAGCGCCAACUGUACCACAGCAAUUUAUAUGGUAAUACUGAGUCAGGCCCCUAUCAGUCCGUAGUAGCAGAAAAUACAGCUCUUUGUAGUAAAUCUUCUGGAGAGAUCAGUAUAAGCCCCAUAUUAUCAGACACUGGAUUAGAAGAGCGUGGGAUGAUUAACCGCAGGAACUGGUACGAGGAUGGGUAUCCACGUCAAUUAGGGGAGCCUGUAUUCAUGAGCGAACAUCUGUUUCAGGAGCAGCAUCAACAAGUGCAGCAACAGCAUUUUCAGCCGUCAUUUGAUCAAAUUCAAAGAUAUCCACAACUGCUGCAAGCUGCUUUUACUCAGCCUAGAGAGAUGCAGCCCAACCACGCGACGCUGCAGCUACAGAAUGAUCCAUACACAGCUCCAUCAUCUACACCUCAGUCAUCAAACAUGGAAACAAUGUCGGUCUAUACAAAGAGUCCGGAUUCUAACUUGGGAUCAUCCGCAAUCACAACACAUCUCCAACAAUCCGAUCAACAACUCUCUAUACUACAGCAGCAGGAGCCUUUACAACAAAUUACAUUGCUAGAUAAUUCACAUCUGACUCUUUUGCAACAGCGCCACGAAUUGCAACAGACCCUUUUAAUGCAGAGACAAAGACAAGCACAGAUGUCUCAGCAGGUAUAUUUAUCGACCCAAGAAACGAGACAGAAUCAAGGACCUAUAGUUGAGCUAGUCAAGCAGAAUAUGGGCCAACAGCAUUUACUUCAAACUCAAUAUCCGUUUUGGCAGCAACAGCAGCAAAAACAACUGGAGAUACACCACUCAGUUUUUAACUUAAAUGGACUAGUUGACUCGCCAGAAGGAUCUAAUGCAUCAAUGUCUUUGUCUCCAGUGCCAUCAUCCUCAUCACUUUCCAAUGCUGCUACACCACCACCUAUAUCAUCAAAUACGCAUUCAUCAUCAGUCAUCUCAGGAUACACAUCAGCUGAUUUUGGUGGGGUUAAUGAUGGUCGGGGUGCAUUACAGCAGCAACAUUCAGCACAAUUACUUAAUAGAAACAACUUUAUGUAUUGAGACCGAAUUGGUUAAGGAUAGAUACCAUAUUCCUUCAUUUGUACCUUUAUAAUUGUUCGACAGGUUAGAUCUCUACUGGCGCUGCUUUGUCUGUUCUUUCCGUCUUUCUUUUUUUCUCUUCCUCUCCCUCAUCCUUUCAAUCCCUCCAAUUUUAUCAUUGGGUUUAAUUUUUUUACUUUGAAAUAUAGCUUAACGUGCUGCAGUUCUGGUUUUGCACAAUAAAGGUCUCCAAUGUGCUUUCUCAAAGGAGGGAAACCGUUUCAGUGCACGGUUCUCUGGGAAAAAACUUAGUGGAUUCU
This is a messenger RNA of Lobosporangium transversale, 2067 nucleotides long. RefSeq lists its product as hypothetical. NCBI's taxonomy places the organism in Eukaryota, Fungi, Mortierellomycota, Mortierellomycetes, Mortierellales, Mortierellaceae. The transcript has a single exon. Bases 356 to 1768 code for a protein of 470 amino acids. The record is from RefSeq and is a predicted model, not a curated record.